AUGUCGCUGCUCUAUGACCACUAUUUAGAGGACAAGCAACCUGGUGGCCCCCCACUCCCGGAAGGUCACCAUAUUGAUGCCGAACUUAGUGCAGACAGCAUAGCACACUACAUUCCAGAACUCCUAGACUCAAGUGAUGUUCCCACCUUAGCCUCCCAUGUAGAUGGCACUGCUAUGUGCCUCAUUACUCAUGGCUUCUUGGGAUUGGUGUCUCUUUAUUCAGAUCCAAAUGGACUAGCAAUCACUUACAUUUACAGGCAAUCAGAUACUCGAGGAAAGAUUGCUACAAAAUCAGAACACUGUCUCUCAAGAACCUCAGUGACCUCUGCCAAAGUAUCUGUGAAUGGUGUUCACCUGCAUUAUCAGCAGACUGGAGAGGGCAAGCAUGCAGUCCUGCUGCUUCCUGGGAUGUUGGGAAGUGGAGAGACUGAUUUUGCACCCCAGCUUAAGAACCUAAGUAAGAAGCUCUUAACUAUGGUGGCCUGGGAUCCUCGAGGAUAUGGACAUUCCAGACCCCCAGGUAGAGACUUCCUAGUGGACUUUUUUGAAAGGGAUGCAAAAGAUGCUGUUGAUUUGAUGAAGAUGCUAAAGUUCAAGAAGUUCUCCCUGCUGGGAUGGAAUGACGGUGGCAUAACUGAACUCUUUGCUGCUGUGAAAUAUCCAUCUUAUAUCAAUAAGAUGGUGAUUUGGGGAGCUAAUGCCUAUGUCACUGAAGAGGAUGAAAGAAUUUAUCAGGGUAUCUGGGAUGUUUCUAAAUGGAGUCAAAAAACAAGGAAGCCUCUAGAAGCCCUGUAUGGAUAUGACUACCUGGACAAAACCUGUGAAAAGUGGGUGGAUGGCAUAGGACAGUUUAAACAUCUACCAAAUGGUAACAUCUGUCGGCACUUGCUACCCCUGGUUCAGUGUCCCACCCUAAUUGUGCAUGGGGAGAAGGAUCUUCUUGUCCCACGUUUUCAUGCUGACUUCAUACAUGAGCAUGUGAAAGGGUCACGGUUACAUCUUAUGCCAGAAGGCAAACACAACCUGCAUUUAUGUUUUGCUAAUGAAUUCAACAAGUUCGCAGAAAACUUCCUGCAAUAA
This is a messenger RNA of Sciurus carolinensis (gray squirrel), 1080 nucleotides long. Its product is annotated as valacyclovir hydrolase-like. Bases 1 to 1080 code for a protein of 359 amino acids. NCBI's taxonomy places the organism in Eukaryota, Metazoa, Chordata, Mammalia, Rodentia, Sciuridae. The record is from RefSeq and is a predicted model, not a curated record. The transcript is spliced from 4 exons.